AUGCUUCGUCGGACCUUUGUGUUUGCAGCUGCGGAGUUCAAGCAGAAAUCGAGAUGGUCGGCCGUUUGGCCAAAUAUGCACUAUGGCGCAAUGUACUUAAACUAUAGCGUAGGCCGGCAGCUACCGAUGAAAAGCGUGAACUGGGUAACGCGUGAGUCGAACCGGCUGACCAACUUCGACCAACGCUAUCGUACUGUCAUCAAUGACAUCGAUACCCAACGAAACGAAGAAGAGCUUCACAUUCCACUUGAGGAUAUUCGAUGGAACGAUCAUCGCCGUAUCUACUGGCGCUGCUCCUUCUGUGGCUCCCCCUACCGCAAGAACGUCUCGGUGCGCACCAAGUUCCAUGCGGGGUGCAACCGCUGCAAAGGACGCUACCCUUCUGAGGUUCUCAAGGAGCAAGCCGUGAGUGACAGCCUGCAGGAGAAGUACCCGGACCUCGCCGCACAGCUCGCCGAGGGCGAGAAGCAGGUCAAUAUCGCGGGCCUGAGCGUCACCAGCAAGUUUCGCGCCGAUUGGAUUUGCCAGGGCUGUGGGGAGACCUACCGCGCGACGAUUCGGAGCCGCACCGGGGAGGUGGAGCCCGGGCAGUGCCCACUGCACCCCUCGAUCCGGGAGUGGUCCGCCUACUGCCCGGCGUGUGCGUGGGGGCGGAACGUGGCACCUCUCGCGCGUCAGAUCCUCCGCGAAGGGCAGUACCUAGGCUUGGAGAUGACCUCUCCUGACGACCCCUCGACGGGAAUGACUCGUGAGGAAGCGAUACCGCGACGAAAGAGGCUUUUGGCGUAG
Molecule: messenger RNA, 789 nt
Organism: Phytomonas sp. EM1
Lineage: Eukaryota; Euglenozoa; Kinetoplastea; Trypanosomatida; Trypanosomatidae
Source: the annotation of a GenBank genome assembly